Molecule: messenger RNA, 1365 nt
Organism: Cyprinus carpio (common carp)
Lineage: Eukaryota; Metazoa; Chordata; Actinopteri; Cypriniformes; Cyprinidae
Product: olfactory receptor 4E2-like
Biological process (GO): G protein-coupled receptor signaling pathway
Cellular component (GO): membrane
Molecular function (GO): olfactory receptor activity; G protein-coupled receptor activity
Source: RefSeq, a predicted model, not a curated record
CACAAGUAUUGUUAGCGAAUUUGACCUUUAUUUUAACAAAUCAAGGGUUUUUACAAAGUGUUGUCCAUGAGCGCGUAAUUAAUCCCAAGAAAUUUUAGAGUAUCUCUUAUGCAUUUCCCUAAUGACAAAUCACUAAAUAUAAAACCAAACAAGACCUCAUCACUUUCAGUUGCAACACACUCAUCUGUGAAUACUGUACAUUUAUUUUCCUUUUUUUCUUGCAACAAAAUUGAGGCUUGUAAUUGAGGCUUUAUGAAAUGCCUGCAUUAUUUAUAUGUUUUACUGACAUUUGACUAAUAUAGUCUUAUGUUGUACUGCCUAAUUAUUUCAUGUGAUUUGAAGGACUGUUCUAUGAAUAACAUGAUGGAUAAUGUGUCUUAUCCUAUGUUACUGACUCUUAUGGUGCCAAAAGAAACUAAAUCAUACAAGCAUGUAUAUUUUAUAUGCUUUCUAGCCUUAUAUCUCUUUAUACUGAUAAUUAAUAUUCGUCUUUUUAUGGUCAUUAUAAUGGAGAAAGCUCUUCAUGAACCAAUGUACAUGUUCUUGUGUCAAGUGUGUAUAAAUGGGGUUUUUGGAGCCUCCGGAUUCUACCCUAAAAUUUUGUCUGAUUUAAUAUUGGAUUCAUAUGUGAUCUCCUUUCAUAUGUGUGCUCUGCAAGCCUAUGUUAUCUACAGUUCUUUACUUUCUGAUAUCACAAUAUUAACAGUGAUGGCUUAUGAUAGAUAUGUAGCCAUAUGCAAACCUUUAGACUAUCAUUCUAAGUUAACUAAAAACACCUGUGUAAAAUUUAUUUUGUUCUCAUGGAUUGUUCCCAACUGCUUUUGCAUUACAGCAGCCCUGUUUUCAAACUUGAGACCUAUUUGUAAAUAUCACAUUGACAAAUUAUAUUGUGACAACUGGUCAAUUGUGAAACUGUCUUGUGUAUCAUCUUUUGUUAAUGGCGUCUUUGGAUAUGCUAUUACUGUUACGUUUUUUAGCUUUAUAGUUUUUAUCAUAGUGUCCUACUUUAAACUGAUCUCUGCAUGUAAAGCAUCUUUAGAAAGCAGAAGGAAAUUCUGGCAAACAUGUUUGCCACACAUAUUAUCACUGAUAAAUUUCACUUUUGCUAUUCUUUUUGAUGUCAUGUAUAGCAGAUACGGUGCAAAUGACAUUCCAGAGAGUUUGCGUAAUUUUUUGGCUCUUGAACUGGUGAUAGUCCCACCUGUGUUCAAUCCUCUAAUUUAUGGGUUAAAUAUUAGAGCAGUGCGUAAAAGAGUUUUCCCUUCUUGUGUUGCAGCAAGUGAAAAUGUUUUGAAAAGGGUGAAAACAUAAUUACGUACUAGUCAGUUACUGAUACAUGCAAAAAAUGUGAUUUUAACAAUGAAU